Arachis ipaensis is the source of this 306-nucleotide messenger RNA. Lineage: Eukaryota; Viridiplantae; Streptophyta; Magnoliopsida; Fabales; Fabaceae. The record is from RefSeq and is a predicted model, not a curated record.
AUGGAAGAUAUGUUGUAUAGCAAGGACUUGUAUGAUCAUAUGGAGGGGGGUAAAUACAAAAAUACCAAAUACGAUGCUGAAUGGAAGAAGCUGAAUCGGAAGGCAGUUGCUUUGAUUGGGCAAUGGCUUGAUCGUAGCGUGUAUCCACAUGUUGACACUGAAACGAAUGCCAAGAAGAUGUGGAAGAAAUUGAAGGAGUUAUAUGAGAGAAAGAAUGUGCAAAACAAAGCAUUCUUGAUUAGAAAACUUGGCAAUAUGAAGUAUAUUGAAGGUAAAUCGAUGUCGGGGCACUUGAACAUUUUUUAG